AGUGUGAUUUCUUUUGUUUUUUUUCCAGUGAGUCGCCGCUAGCCGCGAUCUCCAUCAGACUACGCUCAGACAGUUUUUUUUCUUUCUUUUUUUAUUUUUUCCUUUUUUUCCCCCUUUUUUUUCAAACGUCUUGAUGAUGGCGGAGGACAGCGAAUCCGCCGCCAGCCAGCAGAGCUUGGAGCUGGACGACCAGGACACCUGCGGGAUAGACGGGGACAACGAGGAGGAGAACGAGAACGUGCAAGGGAGCCCUGGUGGAGAUUUGGGGGCCAAGAGAAAGAAGAAGAAGCAGAAGAGGAAGAAAGAAAAGCCAAGCUCUGGAGGAGCCAAGUCAGACUCUGCCUCUGACUCACAGGAGAUCAAGAAUCCUGGCUUGCCAAUGCAGAAGCUGCAGGACAUCCAAAGAGCUAUGGAGCUGCUUUCCUGUCAGGGCCCAGCUAAGAGCAUUGAUGAGGCAGCCAAGCACAAGUACCAGUUCUGGGACACACAGCCGGUGCCCAAGUUAAAUGAAGUGGUGACAGGCCAUGGCCCGAUCGAGGCCGACAAAGAGAAUGUUAGGCAGGAGCCAUAUUCCUUACCUCAAGGCUUCAUGUGGGACACUCUGGAUCUCAGCAAUGCUGAUGUACUGAAGGAGCUGUACACAUUGUUAAAUGAGAACUACGUGGAGGACGACGACAACAUGUUCCGAUUUGAUUACUCACCAAGCUUCCUCAAAUGGGCUUUACGUCCGCCUGGCUGGUUACCUCAGUGGCACUGCGGAGUGAGAGUCUCUUCAAAUAAGAAGCUUGUUGGCUUCAUCAGUGCCAUCCCGGCAGACAUCUGCAUUUAUGACACGUUGAAGAGGAUGGUGGAAAUUAACUUCCUGUGUGUCCAUAAGAAGUUACGCUCAAAGCGUGUGGCGCCGGUGCUCAUCAGAGAGAUCACGCGGCGGGUCAACCUGGAAGGGAUAUUUCAGGCUGUGUAUACAGCAGGUGUCGUGCUGCCUAAACCAGUGUCCACAUGCAGGUAUUGGCAUCGUUCUCUAAACCCCAGAAAGCUUGUGGAAGUUAAGUUCUCCCACCUGAGCAGAAACAUGACCCUGCAAAGAACCAUGAAACUCUACAGACUACCAGAUAGCAUAAAAACAGCGGGGCUGCGGCCGAUGGAGCGGCGUGACAUCCGCCAGGUGACCAACCUGCUGCAGAAGUACUUGAGACGGUUCCAGCUAGCACCUUCUAUGAGCGAUGAGGAGGUGGCUCACUGGUUCCUACCACAGGAAAACAUCAUAGACACAUAUGUCGUCGAGGGUGUUGGUGGUGUAUUGACCGACUUCGCUAGUUUCUACACUCUGCCCUCCACUGUGAUGCAUCACCCCCUACAUAGGAGCUUGAAGGCCGCAUACUCCUUUUACAAUGUUCACACACAAACGCCGCUACUGGAUUUAAUGAAUGACGCCCUGAUCAUCGCCAAACUGAAAGGCUUUGACGUGUUCAAUGCCUUGGAUCUAAUGGAGAAUAAAGUCUUUCUGGAGAAGCUCAAAUUUGGUAUAGGAGAUGGAAAUCUGCAGUAUUACCUCUACAACUGGAAAUGUCCACCUACGGAUGCUGAUAAGGUUGGUCUGGUCCUUCAGUAGCCCCGUGCCUUUACGGCUGCUACAAUAACACAUGCACGCAAGCAUACAUUAACGCAUCCACACACAUACACAUACAAUGAGGACACAAAGUCUGGCAAUUACACACCUGCACACACAGGUCACCCGAGACAGACUGCUGUGGGAAAACAACCUUGUUACCAGGAAGAUUUUUUUUUCCAAGUGCAUUUUUUUCAUCUCACUUGAAGGUGAAAAAAGUAAAAAAAAAAAACUGUUGAAAUCCUCAACAUUCUGAAUGUGAAUGUCAUGUUAUGCCUGAGACGUACGCUCACAUUUAAAACAAACCAGUGUGGCAUGCAUGGAGAUCACCGGCAUGCCCUCAAUGUCAUAUGUAAGUAAAUGCGAAGACUAAUGAGCAACUGUUUCUCAUUUUUGAAAGUUAUGUUGUCCUUCAAUGCUACUGCAACUCACCAGUAGAGGGCUGUUCAUGCAAUGUACAGUCAACCCCGCUAUUUGCGGGGGUAGGGACCGCGAAUAGUGAACAUUUGCGGAUAAUUGACCCCCAUUAUAACUGCAUUGGGGGGGAAAAAACAUUUUAAAAGAAUUGGGGGGAAAAAAUUAGCAGAUGGGUGAAAUUGCAGGUUCUGAACUGCGAGCAUGCAGGGUUCCACUGUACAUCAUUCCUCUGCCAGGUACUUUGAUUUAUUACUUCUAGGUACAUACACACUUGUACACUGUCAUACAGUUAUUAAACCAACCGGUGCAUUGACAUUUAUUAUUUAUUUAUUUUUAAAAUGAAAAAUCAAGUUACCUGUACAGCGUGAUGUCAUACACUCAGUUAAGAAUAUAUAUAUAAAGAAUGUAUUACAUCACUGAAGCACAUCUUUUCAGUUUAGAAAAAGUCCUCAAAGUGGCCCAUGUUUGAAAACCUGCUUCGGUACUUCUAAGUGUGAAAGUGAGCUGCUACAAUGUUACAAUGCUCUGGUAUUAAACUAGCCAUUAAAGGUGUGGAUGGGGAACCUGUGGCCCUCCGACCCGCCUUCAAUUCUAAAAUAAAAAAAUAUUUAUAAUAAAUAAACCUCAGUGGAACUGUUACAAAUGACCAUAAUAUUUGCUACUAACAAAAAAUAAUAAUAAUUCAGGAACCUAAAAUACACCAUAACCUUCUCUAAACUUUUAAAUAUAUAUGUCAAACUGAUCAAUAUUGCAGAACUCUUUGCAAAACUUACUGUUCUCUAAACAAGGUGCCUAAUGUCAAAAUUCAUAACAGGUGUUUGAUCCAUGAAUUGACCAACCAGCUUUAUUGUUUUUAGCAUAUAAUCAUUAACUUGAGAAUUUUAUGGCUGCAACACGUUCCCAUAAAGCUGGGACUGGGUCAUGUUUACCAUUGUGUUACAUCACCUUUUCUUUUAACAAUAUUCAAUAAACGUUUUGGAACUGAGGACACUAAUUGUUGAAGCUUUGUAGGUGGAAUUCUUUCCCAUUCUUGCUUGCAAUGGGAGACAGGUCUGGACUGCAGGCAGGCCAGUCUAGUACCCGCACUCUUUGACUACAAAGCCACGCUAUUGUAACACGUGCAGAAUGUGGUUUGGCAUCGUCUUGCUGAAAUAAGCAGGGGCAUCCAUGAAAAGGACGUUUCUUGGAUGGCAGCAUGUUUCUUCAAAACCUGUAUGUACCUUCACAGAUGUGUAAUUUACCCAUGCCAUUGGCACUAACACAGCCCCAUACCAUCACAGAUGCUGGCUUUUGAAAUUUGCGUCCAGAACAUUCCGGAUGGUUCUUUGGCUCUUUUCCCCAGAGGACACGACGUGCACAAUUUCCAAAAACAAUUUGAAAUGCGGACUCGUCGGACCACAGAACACUUUUCCACUUUGCAUCAGUCCAUCUUAGAUGAGCUCGGGCCCAGAGAAGCUGGCGGCGUUUCUAGGUGUUGUUGAUAAAUGGCUUUUGCUUUGCAUAGUAGAGUUUCAAGUUGGACUUACGGAUAUAGCGCCGAACUGUAUUUACUGACAUUGGUUUUCUGAAGUGUUCCUGAGCCCAUGUGGCGAUAUCCUUUACACAUUGAUGUCGGUUUUUGAUGCAGUGCCGCCUGAGGGAUCGAAGGUCACGGGCAUUCAAUGUUGGUUUUCGGUCAUGCAGUGAUUUCUACAGAUUCUCUGAAGCUUUUGAUGAUAUUAUGGACCGUAGAUGAUGAAAUCCCUAAAUUCCUUGCAAUUGUAUGUUGAGGAACAUUGUCCUUAAACUGUACUAUUUUCUCACGCACUUGUUCAUAAAGAGGUGAACCUCGCCCCAUCUUUGCUUGUGAAUGACUGAGCAAUUCAGUGUAGCUCCUUUUAUACCCAAUCAUGACACCCACCUGUUCACACCUGUGGGAUGUUCCAAACAGGUGUUUGAUGAGCAUUCCUCAACUUUCUCAGUCUUUUUUGCCACCUGUCCCAGCUUUUUUGCAACGUGUUGCAUCCAUAAAAUUCUAAGUUAAUGAUUAUUUGCUAAAAACAAUAACGUUUAUCAGUUUGAACAUUAAAUGUCUUGUCUUUUUAGUGUAUUCAAUUAAAUAUAGGUUGAACAUGAUUUGCAAAUCAUCAUAUUCAGUUUUUAUUUAUGUUUAACACAACGUCCCAACUUCAUUGGAAUUGGUGUUGUACUUGUGAAUUUUGACAUUCAGCUCUUUGUAAGAGAACAGCGAAUUUUGCAAAAAAAGUACUGAAACGUUGGACAGUUUAAAUGUGCAGAAGAUCAAAUUAAGCUCACCUGUAAAGGUUAUCGUGCAUUUUACAUUCAUCCUAAAAUUUCACCGAAAAGCCCAAUACCCCAAACUUUUUGUGAAUAGUGUUUAUUUCUAAUUUCAUACAUUUAAUAUAGCCCUCAGAGGACUUUAUUAAAAACUCCACCUGGUUUAAACCAUCAAUUUUACACAUGCAUCUUUUUCAACCACAAUCACGUCGGCAAUUAAAGCACCACAAGUUAAAAACAACGAGGUCGGAACAGACAAUAAGCGUAAAGAGAAGACCAGUCAACAACAAAAUGGCAAAUUCUCUGUCUUCCUGUUAUGGUUGGGACAAUAUUGAGUCUUGUGGCGAAAUGAGCAUUUAGUUGUUCAAUCAGAGAAUAAGCUGCUUUAAAGCAUUUCAUUUUUGGGGCAUUUCAUAUGUAUAAAUAUGCUGUCAAUCACCUUCCCUGUUCAAUGAUUCCUUCCAGAGAGAAUUAUUGGAAUUUUCGAGGGAAAAGGGGCUAUGUUUGAUAUUUGGGCUUUUUCCUUGUGUUUGAUGUCUUCAUCCCUGUCCAUUUUAUUUUGCUUUCUACUCAUACUGUGUUGAAACAAAUCUACUGUAUUUUUUCGGAGUCUUGUCGUGCAGCUAAAUGCAUGGGAAAAGUUCUGAUAUUAAUGAUUGGUCUCACAGUUUUCCUAAAUCCAAACGGGGUAACCAGAGAACUGUGAUAUGAUUGAGUUCAUCUUGCUGUUUUAUUUUAAAGUGAGCCUCCUCUGUUGUUCGGUUCUCACAUUUAAGAUGUCUUCUUUUUGUGUGCUUUUCCUCUCUUCCCUUUACAACACAUGAAGAAAGCACAGUCUGCUUGAAUUAGAGCUCUUUUUAUAUAUAUAAAUAUAUAUAUAAUUGAAACCUUGAGUGAGUUGCAUUCACCAAGCUGGCUGAACUUUUUAUGUACCACACAGACUGAUGCUGGUUGUAUCCAAUACUUGUGAAUGUUGCUGCAAUGAUUCUAGUAUCAAUGUUACGAGCCAGCCACACCCUUUAGUGACAACUCCGGCCCUGAGAACCUGCCUUAUUUGGAAAAUGUAGUUGUUUUUUUCCUAGGAGUUUGAUGUUAUGGGGUAAAGUAACACAUACAGCUUUAUCAAACUGAAGAACAAUAUUUUUAUUCAAAUCCAUUGUAAGCUGUGAAAAAGGCUGACAGAACUUGUACCAGCAUCAUUUUAGACCAUAUGACACAAAAUGCUAUUAACAAGCUGUUUGAACAAACGCUGCCCACACCAGCAUGGAUAUUUGAAUAAAUUCACAUGACAAAAUCAA
Phyllopteryx taeniolatus (common seadragon) is the source of this 5601-nucleotide messenger RNA. RefSeq names its product N-myristoyltransferase 2 (gene nmt2). Gene Ontology annotation, cellular component: cytoplasm. Bases 134 to 1612 code for a protein of 492 amino acids. The transcript is spliced from 12 exons. Lineage: Eukaryota; Metazoa; Chordata; Actinopteri; Syngnathiformes; Syngnathidae. Gene Ontology annotation, molecular function: glycylpeptide N-tetradecanoyltransferase activity. The record is from RefSeq and is a predicted model, not a curated record. Gene Ontology annotation, biological process: N-terminal peptidyl-glycine N-myristoylation.